Molecule: messenger RNA, 1701 nt
Organism: Entrophospora candida
Lineage: Eukaryota; Fungi; Glomeromycota; Glomeromycetes; Entrophosporales; Entrophosporaceae
Source: the annotation of a GenBank genome assembly
AUGGCAGACCAUCCAGAAAGUAAUGGAAUUCAUAUUGAGGCGCAUCAACAACAAAUAAUACCUCAACAGCACCAGCAGCAACAAAUAAUACCCCAAGCUCAACAACAUGUUAAUGGACUUUCUACUGUUCCACAACAUCACAACAAUGAAUCCUAUGCCUCUAAUCCUUAUAUUACUCCUCAAAAUGAGGUACUUGACCAUUCAAAACACGAUCGUGAAAUAGUUAUUGAAGUGAGUCCAAAUGGUAGAUAUGCAAAGCUAAAUACAAUUUUAGGCAAAGGUGCUUAUAAAGUUGUAUUUAAAGGAAUUGAUCGUGAAGAAGGAUACGAAGUAGCAUGGAACUGUUUUCAGACGACAAAAGCAGAAUUUAAUGAAUUAAGUCAAGAAAUUAAAAUUUUAAAACAAGUACGGCAUCCAAAUAUCAUUAAUUUCCAUGAUUGUUGGUAUAAAAAUGAUGAAUUCAUAUUUGUUACAGAAUUAAUGACAUCUGGAACAUUAAGAGAGUACAUAAGAAAGCUCUCUUUACCAAAUAUGAAAAUAGUUAAAAGAUGGUCUAGACAAAUCCUUAAAGGUCUAAUAUAUCUUCAUUCACAUAACCCGCCAAUAAUUCAUCGAGAUAUCAAAUGUGACAAUAUUUUUAUAAACGGAGCGCACGGUGAAGUAAAGAUAGGUGACAUGGGAACAGCAAAAAUGAAGUUGGGAAAAAAGUAUACCGUCAUCGGCACUCCCGAGUUUAUGGCACCUGAAAUGUACGAAGAAAAAGGUUAUAGCGAGAAAGUCGAUAUUUAUGCAUUUGGUAUGUGUCUUCUCGAAAUGGUCACCGGCGAAUACCCAUACAGCGAAUGUCAAAAUGCUGCUCAAAUAUACAAAAAAGUCAUCCAAGGAACAAAACCUGAAAGCUUAAAGAGCAUAAAGGAGUCAGAGAUUUUGGAUUUAAUAAGUCACUGUUUAGCAACUGAAAAUGAAAGGUAUACGGCUCAACAAAUAAUGGAUCAUCCAUUCCUUACAGUUGAACCUGAAGUUGUAUUGAUGACAGCUGACGAAACAAAAACUCAUUUAAAACUUCAAGUUAUUUUCAAAGGAAUGGAUAAAUUGUCAGUAAAAUUUGAAUUUAAUGUUGAUAAAGAUACUGCCGAAGAUGUAGUAAAAGAAAUGAUUGAAGAGAAGGUUCUUGAUGUAAAAUAUCAACAAUUAAUUACGCAUGAAAUAAAAAGAAUUUUACGCGAUUUCAAUAAAUCAAGCGAGGAUGAUUUCAAAAAAGAAGAACACAAUACAACGUGGCCGUCACAAUCUGCAAAUUUGCCUUUUCAUGCAGGAAUGUCACCACGUUUGCAACCUAAAACUUCUUCUCAUGGAUCUUUAACUCCUAUAUCACUUGAAAGAGAUAAAUGGAUUGCCGAACUAGAAGAAACAUUUCCUGUAAAAGAAUAUGCUGAUGACGUAUUUAUAGAGGAAUUUGUUAAAGAGACAGCCACAGCUAGCAAUAGAGAACCAGAAAAGGCAAACGAAUGGAUAAUGAAAUUGAAAAAGCAAGAUAUUAUGAGAGUUGGAGAUUUGCGUGCAUUGUUAGAUGAGGAUUGGCAAGGGAUUGGGUUAACUGUAUUUGCUUUGCGUGCACUCAAGAAUGCCUUACAUGGCAAGACAAAAAAAAGUCCUAAUGUUAAUCAAAGGGCCGGUGGUGGAGAAGAAGGUCAUCAAUAA